Messenger RNA from Salvia hispanica, 1077 nucleotides. RefSeq names its product plasmodesmata-located protein 8 (gene PDLP8). Gene Ontology annotation, cellular component: plasmodesma. NCBI's taxonomy places the organism in Eukaryota, Viridiplantae, Streptophyta, Magnoliopsida, Lamiales, Lamiaceae. The record is from RefSeq and is a predicted model, not a curated record.
UAGAAAAAAAGGUGCAAGGAACAAAACGAUCAUAUUCCAAUUUCACAAACAAUGCUACCUCUCAAUCUCAUCACUCUCACUCUCUCCAUUUUGUUGAGCUCCAUCGACGCCCACGUCUUCAUCUAUGGCGGCUGCUCCCAAGAUAAAUACCCUCCGAAUUCCCCAUACGAAUCCAGCAAAAUCUCCCUCCUCUCCUCCCUCGCCUCCUCCUCCUCCCGCACCCUCUACGACGCCAUCUCCAUCGCCAACGACACAGAUUCCGCCUCCUACGGCCUCUACCAGUGCCGCGGCGACCUCAGCCCCCGCGACUGCGCCUCAUGCAUCGCCGGCGCCAUCAACCAGGUCGCCGUGCUCUGCCCCGACACCUACGGCGCCAGCCUCCAGCUCGAUGCCUGCUACCUCAGGUACGAGCGCGCCGACUUUUUGGGGAGAUUGGACACCGGUUUGAGGUAUAGGAAGUGCGGCGUCGGCGGGAACGUGGACGGGGAGUUUUGGCGGCGGAGGGACGACGUGCUGGCGGAAUUGGAAGGGGCGGCGGGGUUCAGGGUGAGCGCCACCGGGGCGGUGGAGGGGUAUGCGCAGUGCCUGGGGGAUAUGGCGGCGGGGGAUUGCUCCGAGUGCUUGGCCGAGGCGGUGGCGAAGGUGAAGAUGCUGUGUGGAGCGGCGCCGGCGGCGGAUGUCUACUUGGCGCAGUGUUAUGUUCGGUAUUGGGAGUCAGGCUACUAUACUACCUCUUCUUCUUCCUCAGAUUCCUCAAACGGAGAUGACGUGGGAAAAACAGUGGCCAUAAUUGUGGGGGUGGUGGCCGGAGUCGCUGUUCUUAUUGUAUUUCUAUCAUUUUGCAGAAAAGCUCUUGGUUGAAUUCUGGAGACAAUAGUCACAAGAUCAAUAUAUAUAGCAGAUACCUGUGUAUGGAUGGAAAAAGGAAGCAUCUAUUGCAUGUAUUUUGUGUUGCUAUUAAGUUUUGCACGAAUUGUAUUUGUUGGUGUAGUUGGUUCUAUGAUUUGUUUAAAUUUAUUAAUUGCAUCCAAUGUUAAUGUGAGUCUAGAUAUACCAAGCUAAUGCUAUGUUGUUGUA